AUGGUCAUUGAGAGCAAAAACGGGGAGGCAGGACACCCCACAGCCAGGGUGACCAAGAGGACCGUGACUGACGACCUGUACACCACCUUCAGUUCCCCUAUGGCCUGGAUCCUGGUCCUAGCCCUGGUCGUCACCUGGUCUUGUGUGGCCAUCAUCAUGUUUGACCUGAUGGACUACAAGGGCCUCACAGGAAGCAUUCAGCAUAUCAGCUCGGACCCCAUGAAAGUGGUGAACGAGGCGGUGGAGGAGUCCACUGACUGGGGCAAACUGCUUCUGACCUUUGUCUCCAGCCUGGAUGAGGAAGAGGAAGAAGAAGCAGCAGCUGAGGCAGAGGUAGAUGAGGAUGAUGAUGAUGAUGAUGAUGAUGGUGAGGCAGAUGAAGAGGAGUCUGCUGCAGCGGCUGAAGAAGAUGAGGAGGAGGAGGAAGAGGCUGCUCCAGAGGCUGAUGAUGAGGAGGCUGAUGAUGAGGAGGAAGAGGCUGCUCGAGAGGCAGCUGCUGCUGAGGCUGACGAUGAGGAGGAGGAGGAGGAGGAGGAGGAGGAGGAGGAGGAAGAUGAAGCUGCUGCAGAGGUCAUUGCUGAGAUUAAUGAGGAUGAGGGCCCCAUUCUGAUUGAGGUUGAUGACACAGAGACAGAAGCUUCUGCUGGAGAUGAUGGAGAGGAGGAUGACACCAUAGCUGAAGCUGAAACUGAAGCAAUUACGGAUGAGGAUGCUAGUGAUGCUGCUGCUUCCACUGAUGAUGAUGAUGAUGAUGGUGAUAAUGAAGAGGAUGAAACUGCUGAAGCUGCUCCUGCUGCUGAUGAUGAUGCCAGUGAUGAAGCCACAGAUGAUGCUCCUGUUUCUACUGCAGAUGACGACGAUGAUGAUGAUGAUGAGGAAGAUCAUAGCAUAGAUGUUGACCAAACAGAUGAUGAUACUAAACCCAUUGACCUAGAAGAUGACGAUGAUGACGAUGAUGAUAUCAAAGUCGAUUUUGCUGAUAGUGAGGAUAUUGACAUCUCAGACACAUUAGCUGAGGAUACAACUGAUGACUCUACAGAUUUAGAGGACACUGAUGAUGAUGACGAUGACAAAACAGUCGAGGAUUCAGGAGAGAUUGUUAGUGAUGUCGCAGACAUUUCUGAUGACAGAGCAGAUGAUGAUGAUGAUGAUGAUGAGGUGAAGGGUUCAGCUGAAGAGAUCGGCAAAGAUGAUGACGAUGAUGAUGAUGAUGAUGAUGAAAUCACAACAGAAGCAUUUGAUAGUUCAGCACCUGAGGAAGAUGAUCUAUCCAAGGAUGAAGAUGAUGAUGAUUACAUCGAUGACCUUCUUUUGACAGAGAUCAUCCUUCCAGAAGCACCAGAGGAGGAGGAGACUGAGGAACCAUCUGCUGAACCAGAGCUGACAAUAGAGGAAGCUCUGGAAGAGAAGGUAGUGGAGGAAGGGACAGCAGAGCCCAAACCCAGGGAGGAGGUAGAACCCAUCACUGAACCAGAGGAGGAGGAGGAGGUAGCACCAGAGCCUGAACCAGAGGAGGAGGAGGAGGAGGUAGCACCAGAGCCUGAACCAGAGGAGGAGGAAGUAGAACCCAUCACUGAACCAGAGGAGGAGGAGGAGGUAGAACCCAUCACUGAACCAGAGGAGGAGGAGGAGGUAGCACCAGAGUCCAAGGAGGUAUUACCUGAAUCCGAGGAGGAGGUAGAAAGUGCAGCAGAAGAACUAAAGGUCCAGCAAGCUGCUCCUCCUGCUGAACAAGUAGUGUGCCCUUGUAUGCAUUCAUCCAAACCCAAAGAGGCCGAAAGUGAGCUAACGGAGGAAAAAGCUGAACAUGUCAAGAGGGAAUUAGCCAGGGAAGAGGCAGAGCCCCCUAAAAUGGAACCAGUAGUGAGAACUAAGAGAGAGCGUGGCAUGUGCAAGCCAGUUGAGAAGCCAAAAAGGAGAGAGACUGCAAGGAAAUUGGAAUUAGAAGCGGCGAUCAGGAAGAGAGAAGUCAGACUUAAAAAGAAAAAGAAGGCCACAAAGAAAGAGUCUCAACAUGUAGAUGCUGGGGUGCCUGCACCUGCACCAGUUCCUGCCUGUCAACCCACACCAGUCUACUGGCCAUCAUCAUCUCCUGGCUGGUAUUUGCAUCAUAUAUUCACAGACAAACCAUUUCCACCUACAACUAUGACAGCAUCUCCACUGCCCAUUCCAACAGCUCAUCCAACUCAGCCAUUUUAUCAAGCUCCUCCAGCUUAUCAAGCUUAUCAAGCUCCUCCAGUUUAUCAAGCUUAUCAAGCUCCGCCAGCUUAUCAAGCUCCUCCAACUCAACCAGCACCAGCUCAACCGGCUCAACCAACAGCUCCAGUUCAACCGGCUGAACCAGCACCUGUACCUGCACCAGCACCUGCACCAGCACAUGCACCAGCAUCUGCACCUUCACCAGCACCUGCACCUGGACCUGCACCAGCUCCAUCGACUCAAGAACCACAGGCUCCCAAAGAAAAGGCUGCCUCCACAAAGAAGGUUCCAAAGGAAAAGACCAAGUCAGAUGCCCCAAAGGAGGAGCCAGAGCCUCCUAAAGAAAAAGUUAAGAAACAAGUACUUGUGGUGUCCAAAGAGACGGUCAAACCAGCUGUUGUAAAGAAAGAAGCUGUUUUCUCCGAAGAAAAGACAAAACCUUCCACAACAAAGAAAGUUUUAGAGCCCGCAAUCUCCAAAGAUAAAGUCAAGACAACCACUAGCAAGACAACCACACCCACUACCAAGAAAGUUGUUUUAGAACCCGAGCUCCCUAAAGAGAAAGUCACUCCACGAGUCCCCACUAUGAGAAAAGCUCCUGCAAUGAAGGAGAAGCUAACGAAAGCACCUGAACCAGCAAAAGAGAAACCAAAAGCGGCAGAGAAAAAAGCCAAAGCUAAAGCCACACACUCUGUGAAGACAGCCCAGCCCACUAAACCACAUAAAGCUGAGAAGGCUGAGAAGACUGAAAAGGCUGAGAAGACUGAGAAGACUGAGAAGAAAGCUGUGAAAGAGGCUCAAGAGAAAGAAGCCAAGAACCCUGGUGAAGCAAAAGAUUCUCAGACUGAGGAGAGUGCCACGGACAAGAAGAAGAAGACGUCGGGCCAAAAAGUAUUGCAGUGUGUUUUUAUGGGUGGAAAGAGUGCCCACUACCCUUUGCUACCUUCCACCCCUGGUAUGACCCCAAUGUCGAUGAGCCCAGCCAUGCGGUCCAUGAUGAUGCAGAAAGCCAGAGCAGCGGGACAGUAGACUAGCUCCUCACCCCUAUGCUGCUCCCUCAUCUCAGUCUGCACCUCAACCUUAACCAGCAGGUGGCGCUGCUUGUAUUUACUGCUGGGCCACUGUCUUCUCAUUGAAAACGGAGGACAAUCAGGAACUAAAGGGGAAGGAUGGAUGGAGAGUACAGUAUUAUUUAUUUUUCUAUGACCGGUCGAGCUCCCGUGAGUUUCCUUUAGCUGUGGCUUUGCUGCUUUUUCUACACUCUUAGAAAAAGGGUUCCAAAAGGGAUCUUUGGCUGUCCCCUUAGGAGAACCCUUUUUGUUCC
Coregonus clupeaformis (lake whitefish) is the source of this 3523-nucleotide messenger RNA. RefSeq names its product triadin (gene trdn). The record is from RefSeq and is a predicted model, not a curated record. Gene Ontology annotation, molecular function: signaling receptor binding. Gene Ontology annotation, cellular component: membrane; sarcoplasmic reticulum. NCBI's taxonomy places the organism in Eukaryota, Metazoa, Chordata, Actinopteri, Salmoniformes, Salmonidae. The transcript has 29 exons. The coding region runs from base 1 to 3228 and encodes 1075 amino acids.